GGGUCUGUGCUGGAGCAGACGGGCGUGUCUGGCUCAGCAAGACCGGGUACGGGGACCCCGAGCUGGCAGGGAAGGCAGCGGCAGAAGUAGUCUUGGCACAUCAGGUGGCAGCUCCCAAGGUGGGUUCUGUGAUCCAGCCCAUCACAGAGGGAACGGGGCAUCUCGCAAGGGUGGGAUCAGGGGUCUGAGGUUGAAACCCAGCCCCAGGUUGGCAGGGGCAAUGGGGUUGCAGCUGGGCUGGGGGUCUGCACCUUACACCCUCUGCUCCCUGUGACCACCACAUCCCCCCACUGCCAAGAGCAGCAAACACGCCCCAUCACCGUCCCCAGCUGCCUGGCCAUGUCCACACACAGGGCAUAGGAGCGGGGGGUGAUUCUCCCUCUGGAGAGGGCAUUGGGGCAACCUAGCCUGGGGUGGUGCAUUUUUUAAAGGAUGCGGAGGAAGUGGAGACGGCACCACCCAACUGCCAGGACUCCGCAGGGGCUGGAGGAAAGGCUCCCCGGGAGAUGCCCAGAGCUCAGCACCUCCAAGAGAAGAUGGGGGAGGUGAUUUGGUGCCACCAGGCACAAGAACCACCCGCAGUGGGAAGCCAAAGCCAGGCUGAUUCGAGUGGGAAAUUAGCCCGAGUGUUAGCAGGGAGGGGACAACCCCUGGACCCAGCUCCUCACAGCAGUGGGGGAUCAUCCAUCGCCUGGUGUCUCCUGGCUUCCUUAGCGACACACGAGCUCAGCCUCAGCGGGAGAAAGCCUCUGUUCUGUGCCAGAGAGCAGGGAAGUGAGUGGAUGGGCCGAGCUGAUACCUGGCUGGAUGUUCCACCUUCGGAUUAACCCCGGGGACGGUUUGCAACCCAGGAGAUUUGUGUUUUGUUUUGGGUCUUUAGUUAGUGGCAGAGAAGAGCCGGCACCCUCCCCAGCUACAGCAUUUCCUUCCUGCCACCAUUAACAAGGCAUCAUGAGGGCUGGAGAGCGAGGCCAGAUGGCAAGGAAAAGACAAUUUUCCCUGGAGCUGCAGUGAAACCUCUGAUCUGAUUCACAACCUCCAGCUGCAGCCCAGAGGCCCCAGAGCAUCAUGUCGGAGAACAAGGAGUGGGCCACCCUGAGCCCCGAGGAGUUCGCCCACCUGCAGAAGUACAUUGACUACAGCAGCAGGAAGGUCCAGGACGUGCUGCAGGAGUUCUAUGGAGAUGGCACCUUGGUGCAGCACCUGCAGGGAGACUCGAUCGACUUUGAGGGCUUCCAGCUGUUCAUGAGGAGCUACCUGGAGGCCGAGGAGAUCUCAGACGCGCUCUGCCAGCACCUCUUCCUGUCCUUCCAGACCUCGCCCGGGGAGGGCCCUGGGCAGCAGCCGGGCCUCGGGGAGCAACCAGCCAGCGGCCUGGUCUGCGUCAACGACGUCUCCUGCUACUUCUCACUGCUGGAGGGGGGACGCCCCGAGGACAAGCUGGAGUUCACCUUUAAGCUCUACGACAAGGAUGGGAACGGCCUGCUGGACAGCUCGGAGGUGGAUCGGAUCAUCACCCAGAUGAUGCGAGUGGCCGAGUACCUGGACUGGGACGUCACGGAGCUCAAACCUAUCCUGCAGGAGAUGAUGAAGGAGAUCGACUACGAUGAUAGCGGGACGGUGUCGCUGGCCGAGUGGCUGCGAGGGGGGGUCACCACCAUCCCCCUGCUGGUGCUGCUGGGCCUGGAAGUGAACAUGAAGGACGAUGGGCAGCACAUGUGGCGGCUGAAGCACUUUAACCGGCCGGUUUAUUGCAACGUCUGUGAGACCCUCCUGCUCGGGCUGCGCAAGCAGGGCCUGUGCUGCACCUUCUGCAAGUUCACGGCCCACGAGCGCUGCGCCCGCCAGGCGCCCCUCAGCUGCAUCAGCACCUAUGCCAAGUCCCGCAAGGACACCAGCGCUCAGAGCCACGUGUGGGUGAAGGGCGGCUGCGAGGCCAGCAAGUGCGACAAGUGUCAGAAGAAGAUCAAGAGUUUCCAGAGCCUGACGGGGCUUCACUGCGUCUGGUGCCACCUCAAGAUCCAUGAGGAGUGCCAGCCCAGCGUGCCCCCGACCUGCGACUGCGGGGCCCUGCGGGACCACAUCCUGCCCCCUUCAGCCAUCUACCCCGUGGUGCUGGAGAGGCAAAACAGCCAGAAGAACGACGGCGGGACCCCGGUGGAGGAGACGCCACAGCCCUGCACCACGCCCGAGGGCCAGGCACUGCGGAUCAUCCCAGUACCCGACACCCACCCCCUCCUGGUCUUCGUCAACCCCAAGAGCGGCGGGAAACAGGGGGAGAGGGUGCUCCGGAAGCUCCAGUAUCUCCUCAACCCGCGGCAGGUUUACAACCUGAUGAAGGGGGGCCCGGCCCCUGGGCUGAACUUUUUCCGGGACGUGCCAGAUUUCCGGAUCCUGGUGUGCGGGGGGGACGGCACCGUGGGGUGGAUCCUGGACGCCAUCGAUAAAGCCAACCUGCCCCGGCGCCCCCCGGUGGCCGUGCUCCCGCUGGGCACCGGCAACGACCUGGCGCGGUGCCUGCGCUGGGGGGGAGGCUACGACGGGGAGAACCUGGGGAAGAUCCUGAAGGACAUUGAGAGCAGCAGCAUCCUGCCCAUGGACCGGUGGCUGGUGCACGUGACCCCUGAGAACCCCGCGGAGAAGGGGGACCCCGUCCCCUACGAGAUCAUCAACAACUACUUCUCCAUUGGCGUGGACGCCUCCAUCGCUCACCGCUUCCACCUCAUGCGGGAGAAGUACCCCGAGAAAUUCAACAGCAGGAUGAAGAACAAACUCUGGUAUUUUGAAUUUGCCACGUCCGAGACCAUCUUCGCCACCUGCAAAAAGCUGAAGGAAUAUCUGACCAUUGAGUGCUGCGGGCAACCCCUGGACCUGAGUGGAGCCCUCUCGGGGGUCGCCGUCCUCAACAUCCCCAGCAUGCACGGCGGCUCCAACCUCUGGGGCGAGACCAAGAAGCCGCUGGGCGAGGCCCGGAACGCGGGCCGGGGGAGCCAGCCCCAGGCCGUCACCGACCCGGAGACACUCAAGACCUGCGUGCAAGACCUGAGCGACAGGCGGCUGGAAGUGGUGGGGCUGGAGGGCGUGAUCGAGAUGGGGCAGAUCUACACGGGGCUGAAGAGCGCAGGAAAGCGGCUGGCCAAGUGCUCGGAGAUCACGCUGCGGACCCUGAAAUGCCUGCCCAUGCAGAUCGACGGGGAGCCCUGGAUGCAGCCACCCUGCACGGUAAGAAGUCGUAUCGGGGUCCCCCUGUGCUCCCGAGCCAGCCCUGCCUCCCAGCAGUGGGGAUCCGGGGCCCCUGCAGCGUUCCCAGGCCCUGCGAGAGGCCUCAAUAGACCCCCCGCCCCGCUAAUCCAUCGGGGGUGUGAAGGGAGUCGGGGCCGCCAGGGGGCUGCUGGGGGCCAGGGCAGUCGGCUCCAGUGCCCACCCCGGGCAGAGACUGGGCCCGUUUGGAGUGGGUCUGGGGCCCCGGGGGGCUCCUCGCUCGCUGAAGGGCAGGUGUUGGUGCAGUUCGGAGCUAUGGGGCUGGAGUGCUGGCAGCCCACCCGCCCCCCAUAGCCAGGUGCCAGGGGGAGGGCAGGUUCAUUACCAGUGAACCUGAGGGGGGGUGACUGGAGCUGGGGGAAGGGCCCCCCCCCAGC
Molecule: messenger RNA, 3638 nt
Organism: Gopherus flavomarginatus (Mexican gopher tortoise)
Lineage: Eukaryota; Metazoa; Chordata; Testudines; Testudinidae
Gene: DGKA
Product: diacylglycerol kinase alpha
Exons: 24
Coding region: 1069-3555 (828 amino acids)
Biological process (GO): diacylglycerol metabolic process; intracellular signal transduction; lipid phosphorylation
Cellular component (GO): plasma membrane
Molecular function (GO): ATP-dependent diacylglycerol kinase activity; calcium ion binding
Source: RefSeq, a predicted model, not a curated record